Molecule: messenger RNA, 2997 nt
Organism: Polypterus senegalus (gray bichir)
Lineage: Eukaryota; Metazoa; Chordata; Cladistia; Polypteriformes; Polypteridae
Product: zinc transporter 7-like
Exons: 7
Coding region: 202-1047 (281 amino acids)
Biological process (GO): intracellular zinc ion homeostasis; transmembrane transport; zinc ion transport
Cellular component (GO): membrane; Golgi apparatus
Molecular function (GO): zinc ion transmembrane transporter activity
Source: RefSeq, a predicted model, not a curated record
GCUCUCUGCUCCACUCACGCAUGCGAUUUUCACUUUAGCCGUUCGCUGAAUGACGCAUGCGCACACAGUCGCCGCUUCGUGUGUAUGUGUGUGUAACUCUGAAUCUCUUUGUGCGUCGCGGCGCCUCUGGCGGCCGGAAGUGGAAUCGCUCCCGGUAGCAGAGUGGAUGAAGCAUAGGGAAGCCGACCUGGCCAGAGAAAAAUGCUUCCCUUAUCUAUUAAAGAUGACGAGUACAAGCCGCCCAAAUUCAGUCUCGGCGCGAAGCUAUCCGGCUGGAUCCGCUCCAUUCUUUCCGACAAGACAUCCCGAAACCUGUUCUUUUUCCUGUGUUUAAAUCUGUCCUUUGCCUUCGUGGAGCUCCUCUACGGAAUAUGGAGUAACAGCUUGGGCCUCAUCUCCGACUCCUUUCACAUGUUCUUUGACUGCACGGCACUGCUGGCUGGAUUAGCAGCGUCUGUCAUUUCCCGGUGGCGGUACAACGACUCGUACUCAUACGGGUACGUGCGGGCCGAGGUGCUGGCUGGCUUUGUGAACGGCCUCUUUCUGGUGUUUACAGCCUUCUUCAUUUUCUCUGAAGGUGUCGAGAGAGCGCUGGAGCCACCAGAUGUCCACCAUGAACGGUUAUUGCCAGUGUCGAUUGCAGGGUUGAUAGUCAACCUGAUUGGAAUAUUUGUUUUUCAGCAUGGUGGUCACGGCCAUUCACAUGGAGACAAAGAACACGGCCACAGCCACUCGCUGUUUAACGGGGGCUUAAGUCACGGCCAUAGUCAUGGAGGACAUGGGCACAGCCAUGGGCACAAGCACGAAGAGAAGCACGGACACAGCCAUGAACAUCACGGGCACGGCCAUGGGCACAGCCACGGUCACUCUCAUGAGGAGCACUGUGAAGAUAAUCACCUUGGCACACAUGAACACGGCUCCAGCAAGCAGAUCUUACAAGGUGUGGUCCCAUUUUCUUCUUCAUUUUUACAUGUUGAGUGUACUCUCGGGCUACCUUUGUGGUGUUUCAGUCACACUCAACCCUGUAGUGGCUUUUCCAAAGGGUAAAGGACAAGGCGGUUUCCACAAUCGUUAUUUUAGGUAAGUUACCGAGGGUCAUUAUACAGACGUGGACAGGUUUCUUGGUCCCCUUGCAGCUUUUGAAAAAGUGCUGUAUACCCCCUGAAAAGUGAUGGAAUGAUGGAAUGUCCCCCCAUGUACAGUACCUGCAUGCCUUUGAUAUGUCAUGGAGUAAAGCAAGGCAAGUGUGACGAGAGAUCAAGUGUGGCUUAUUCUACAAGGAUAUUCUAAAAUGGCCUGCGCACAUUUGUUAGGACCCCUAAAAAAGACCCUAAAUAACUGGAUUCGAGUGAGUUUUCAAACUGGUUGUUUUCUUGAAUUUGCAUCACACACACGUCUCCAAUCGUGCAGUCAGCCGAUUUAAAUGGAGAAAAGUUGUCACUCUGCUGUUUGGUGUCACCGUGUGUCCCACACCGAAUGUGGAUCAGAGAAAGCAAAGGAGAGAGUCAUCUGAUCGUAAAGAGCAUGUGAAGGGCAAAGGCUUAAAGACCACCAUCUCCAAGCAGUGUGAUGUUCCUGUGACAACAGCUACAAAUAUAAUAAAGAAGUUGAAGGUCAAAGGGACUCUAGCCAACCUCCCUGGACGCUGCUGCAAGGGGAGAAUCGACCCCAGAAUGGGCAGAGGGGCAGUGACAAUGCCAGACAAAAAGCCAAAGGACAACUUCCAGAGAGAUACGAGCCGAACUCCAAGGUCAGGGUCAGUCAGUGUCUGAUCACACCAUCUGUCAGACCCUGGAGGACUUCAUGUAAAAUAAAAACCAGACUGGCAUGUGCUAAAUGCACUCUGACAAACCCCAAUGACUUCUGGGAGAACAUCCUUUGGACAGAUGAGACGCAACUGGAGCCUUCUGGCAAGUCACAUCAGCUCCAUGUCCACAGAUGGAAAGAUGAAGCUUUCAAAGAUAAGAACACCAGGGCUACUGUGAACCAUGAAGGUGGCUCAGUGAUGUUUUGGGGCUGCUUUGCUGUGUCUCAGAGUGUGUGUGGAGAACAAUGAAAUCUCCAGACCAUCGAGACAUUCUGGAAUUUUUAAGUGGGUUUUCUGAAACCAUCAAACAGCCAAAGCUCUCUGUACACCUGCUUAGGUUAUUAAUGAAGUGGUGACUAAAGUUCAUUGUUGGUACACGAGAGGCUUGCAGUGGGUCACCUAAGCCUUUGACGUAUGUUACUCCAUUUCCAGGUGAGUCUGUUUUACCAAGUGGGACCCCCCUAUUGCACUCGUUUCAACAAAAGGGCAGUUUGCAUCUGUUGCAGGUGGGUUGUCAUUGAACGUAAAGAGCCAAAAUGGGGUUGCGGGAUCAUAAAGGUUGAGAUGGAGAAAGGGAAGGCGGUGUGGGCCGAACGCAUGUGAAUAAGCCACCUGAGAAAAACAAGCAUUUAAAGGGACCCCCUUGAGUUUGAAAAACAAUAGUAAUUACAGGGAGAUUCACUCGAAAGACACCCCAGAUGUUCUGUAAUAACUCUCGCUAGGAUGAAGCAAUCUUAACGUGCAAUGUGCUCCUCAGUAUAUGGAGCUGAGACCAUACCGGGAUGCCCCGGCGUCAGAGCGAUGAGGUGGGCGCCGGACAGCCGUCGUGAUGUUUACCCUCCAUGUGCAACUUCUGGGUUCAUACCGCCCACCCGUACCCCUUCACUCACUCAACUUCUCAUCAGGAUGGUGGUGUACAGUAUUGAGCAGCGUGUCUUCACGGUUGGGUCACCAAUUCGUUUAAGCGAUGUCAGAAUCAACUGGAUGUUCGAGAGUUAAUGGAAGGUGACUUCCAGCAAGAUGGAGCAACGUGUCACAGAUCGGCAAGGAGCCUGGCAGAAAUGGAGUCCUCCUUCUGCAACAGGGUCAUUUCAAAGUGGCUUUGGCCACCAGGGUCGCCGGAUCUGACACCACCAGACUUCUUCCUUUGGGGUAUCGGAACAAGCCUCACACUCUGGAAGAUUUGAAGG